This is a messenger RNA of Chelonia mydas (Green sea turtle), 688 nucleotides long. RefSeq names its product SEC61 translocon subunit gamma (gene SEC61G). The transcript is spliced from 4 exons. Gene Ontology annotation, cellular component: membrane; Ssh1 translocon complex. Gene Ontology annotation, molecular function: transmembrane protein transporter activity. Lineage: Eukaryota; Metazoa; Chordata; Testudines; Cheloniidae. The coding region runs from base 352 to 558 and encodes 68 amino acids. Gene Ontology annotation, biological process: protein targeting; post-translational protein targeting to membrane, translocation. The record is from RefSeq and is a predicted model, not a curated record.
CGCGCGACACCCCCCCGCGCGCACCACACUCCAGCGUUCCACGCCCCCCGUCCCUUCUUCAGCGCCUAACGCUCUCCCUCUGCGCAGCCGCAGAUUGCAAUGCCCGUCCUCUCCCCACCCCCAAGGGAGUGGGCGUGGCCUGCCACAGCGCCUCAGAGCGCAUGCCUUCGGGAGGGGAGGGGGCGGUCUCCGGCUGCCGUGGGCCCGGCGGGGAGCCUGUGACGGCGGCCUGGAGAGGGGGGCGUAAGUUCCGGUGCAAGUUUCUCGUUCCGGUUCCUCGCCCGUGGAGUCUGCAGUUGCUACGUGUCCUUAGCGCGAGCGGUUCGUUCGGUCCCGGAGCCUGAGGCAAUCAUGGAUCAAGUAAUGCAAUUUGUUGAGCCCAGCCGCCAAUUUGUAAAAGAUUCCAUCAGGCUUGUUAAAAGAUGCACUAAGCCAGACAGAAAAGAAUUCCAGAAGAUUGCCAUGGCAACAGCAAUAGGUUUUGCGAUAAUGGGAUUUAUUGGUUUCUUUGUGAAAUUGAUCCAUAUCCCUAUCAACAACAUCAUUGUUGGUGGCUGAACACUCAUCAAGAUCUGUUACCUGAAGUUUGAAGUGAUGGACAAUGGGGGUGGGGGGCUUUUUUGUUUACUAAUAUUCCAUAAGUCUGUAUCUUGUUUGUUUACUGCUAUAAAACAAGCUUGAUAUCUGA